Leucoraja erinaceus (little skate) is the source of this 13179-nucleotide messenger RNA. RefSeq names its product fibrillin 2b (gene fbn3). Gene Ontology annotation, molecular function: calcium ion binding. NCBI's taxonomy places the organism in Eukaryota, Metazoa, Chordata, Chondrichthyes, Rajiformes, Rajidae. The record is from RefSeq and is a predicted model, not a curated record.
GGUACAAACUCUGGGCUUUGUCUGAAACUUUGCUACAGAGCUCCGGCUGCAACGCCGACUCCUCUUGCUGUUCACAGUGUCAGCACUUGCCCGGCCGGAGUGGACCAGAGGGGAGCUAAGUGUGCAGCCGUCUCUCCCGGAGGCUUGUGCAGCAUGGGGCCACGGUGGAUAGGCAAGUUGGUGCUGGGAUGUGCGGCUCUCGCCUGCCUUGCCACUGAAGCGGCGAAGGGCCAGCAAGAGGGCGACUUCAGGGCGGCAAGAUUCGCCGCUGUCGCCGACAGAGACUCACAGUCGCGGGUCAGGAGACGAGGCCAAGACAACUUGAGAGGGCCCAAUGUGUGUGGAUCUCGAUUUCAUUCCUACUGUUGUCCCGGAUGGAAAACAUUGCCCGGCGGCAACCAGUGUAUUGUGCCCAUUUGUCGGAACACUUGCGGCGAUGGUUUCUGCUCCAGACCAAAUAUAUGCACGUGCUCCAACGGCCAGCUGUCGCCCGGUUGCGGAUCUGGCUCCGUUCAACAGUGCAACGUCAGAUGUAUGAACGGUGGCUCCUGCGCGGACGACAGCUGUCUUUGCCAGAAGGGAUUCACGGGAACACACUGCGGGCAGCCCGUGUGUAAAAAUGGCUGCCAGAACGGAGGACGCUGCAUUGGACCCAGUCGCUGUGCGUGCGUGUACGGGUUCACGGGGCCACAGUGUGAGCGAGAUUACCGAACGGGACCAUGCUUCACGCAGGUCAACAACCAGAUGUGCCAAGGGCAACUGAGCGGCAUUGUGUGCACCAAAACCCUGUGUUGUGCCACCAUUGGCCGCGCCUGGGGUCACCCGUGCGAGAUAUGUCCAGCACAGCCCCAUCCUUGUCGCCGAGGGUUCAUCCCCAAUAUCCGCAGCGGGGCUUGUCAAGAUGUGGAUGAAUGUCAGGCAAUCCCGGGCCUGUGCCAAGGAGGAAACUGCAUCAACACCGUGGGAUCCUACGAAUGUAAAUGCCCCGCUGGGCACAAACAGAGUGAUCAUUCCCAGAAGUGUGAAGAUAUUGAUGAGUGCAGCACAAUCUCGGGGGUGUGUGACGGUGGAGAGUGUUCGAAUACCGCAGGGAGCUACGUCUGCACCUGUCCACGUGGCUACAGCACCAGCCUGGAUGGCUCCAGGUGUAUUGACCAGCGAUCUGGCACCUGCUUCUCCAGCCUGCUGGGCGGUCGGUGUGCAGGAGACCUGCAUGGGCAUUACACCAAGAUGCAGUGUUGCUGCGACUCUGGGCGCUGCUGGGCGGCCGGCCAUACCCCAGAGAUGUGUCCUGUCAGAGGCUCUGAUGAAUAUCGCAGACUUUGCAUCGAGGGCCUUCCCUUCGGACCUGGAUACCCUGGCAUCGGAUUUCCAGGAUUCCCCGGUGGAAUUGGAUCCAACGGCCUUGGUCCCGGUGGGAUUGGGCCUGGUGGUUUCAACUAUGGUGGAGUUGACUCUGGUGGGAUUAGACCUGGCGGGGUCAGGCCUGAUGGCAUCGGCCCGGGUGGGAUUGGGCCAGGUUUCACUGGCCUUCCCGGGACUGGGCCUGGGAUUGGUACGGCCACCUUGAACCAGACCACGGACGUGUGUAAACACUACACCAACCUGUGCCUGAACGGACGCUGCAUCCCGACACCAUCCAGCUACCGCUGCGAAUGUAACAUGGGAUUCAAGCAGGACGUGCGUGGGGAAUGUAUCGAUGUCGAUGAAUGCUUCAGCAGUCCAUGUGUGAACAGUGACUGCUUUAAUACCCCCGGGGCCUAUUACUGCAAGUGCCACGAGGGUUUCCAGAGCACUGCUACCAAGCAGGCCUGCAUUGACAUAGAUGAGUGCAUCCAGAAUGGGGUUCUAUGUCGGAACGGCCGAUGUGUCAAUACUGAUGGCAGCUUCCAAUGCAUCUGCAAUGCCGGCUUUGAACUCACCCCAGAUGGAAAGAACUGCAUGGAUCACGACGAAUGUGCCACAACCAACAUGUGUCUCAAUGGGAUGUGCAUCAACGAAGAUGGCAGCUUCAAGUGUAUCUGCAAGAAUGGCUUUGUCCUCGCUCCAAAUGGACGCUACUGUGUGGAUAUCGAUGAAUGCCACACGCCCGGUAUAUGCAUGAAUGGGCGCUGCAUUAACUCAGAAGGUUCCUUCAGGUGCGACUGUCCUCCAGGCCUGGCCAUUGGGGUCGAUGGACGAGUGUGUGUCGAUACGCACAUGCGCAGCACGUGCUACGGAGCCAUCAAGAAGGGUACCUGCGCCCGGCCCUUCCCCGGAGCAGUGACCAAGUCAGAGUGCUGCUGUGCCAGCCCGGACCAUGGCUUCGGGGAGCCGUGCCAGCCCUGCCCGGCCAAGACCUCCGCUGAAUUCCAGGCUCUCUGUAGCAGCGGGAUCGGGAUCACAGCUGAUGGACGAGAUAUCAACGAGUGCGCUCUUGACCCCGACAUCUGCGCCAACGGGGUUUGUGAAAACCUGCGCAGCAGUUAUCGCUGCAUCUGCAACAUCGGCUACCAGUCGGACAUCAGUGGCAAGAACUGUGUCGAUAUUGAUGAGUGUUCGGUCAACAUGCUGCUGUGUGACAAUGGACUGUGCCGUAACACGCCCGGCAGCUACACCUGCACCUGCCCGACCGGCUACAUCUUCAAACCCGACACGGAAACCUGUGAAGAUGUGAACGAGUGUGAAUCCAGCCCAUGUGUGAAUGGUUACUGCAGGAACAUGGCCGGCUCGUUCAUCUGUGAAUGCUCGCUGGGCAGCAAGCUGGACCCAACCAGAACCAUCUGUAUCGACAGCAUGAAGGGGACGUGUUGGCUGAACAUUCAGGGCGGGCGCUGCGAAGUGAAUAUCAACGGAGCCACUCUGAAGUCGGAGUGCUGUGCCACGCUGGGAGCGGCGUGGGGGAGCCCCUGUGAACACUGCGAGCUGGAUGCUUCCUGCCCCAGAGGCUUUGCCAGAGUGAAGGGAGUCAGCUGUGAAGAUGUGAACGAGUGUGACGUAUUCCCGGGCGUUUGCACGAACGGGCGCUGUGUGAACACACAGGGCUCCUUCCAGUGCGACUGUCCACAAGGGCUGACUCUGGAUGGAACUGGGAGAACAUGCGUUGAUGUCCGUCUAGAACACUGCUACCUGAAGUGGGAGGAGGACGAGUGUACGGAGCCGGUGGGUGGCCGUUUCCGCAUCGACGCCUGCUGCUGCUCCAUCGGUAACGCCUGGGGCGCGGACUGCGAGGAGUGCCCACAACCCGGCACGCCCGAGUACCAGGCCACUUGCCCGCGGGGACCAGGGUUCGCCAACAGGGGCGAUGUCUUGACGGGGAGGCCGUUCUACAAAGAUAUCAAUGAAUGCAAAGUCUUCUCCAGUCUCUGCACAUACGGAACCUGUCGCAAUACGAUUGGCAGCUUUAAGUGUCGCUGCGAGAAUGGCUUUGCCCUGAACAUGGAGGAGAGAAAUUGCACGGAUAUCAACGAGUGUCGUAUUUCCCCGGAUCUGUGCGGGCAGGGAGCUUGCGUGAACACGCCGGGCAGCUUUGAAUGCGAGUGCUUUGACGGAUACGAGAGCGGCUUCAUGAUGAUGAAGAACUGCAUGGACAUCGAUGAGUGUGAGAGGGACCCCUUGCUGUGUCGGGGCGGAACCUGCGUGAACACUGACGGCAGCUACGAGUGCAUCUGCCCCCCGGGUCAUGAGCUGACUCCCGAGGGUGAUGGUUGCGUAGAUAUCGACGAGUGCUCGCUGAGCGACAACCUGUGUAAGAACGGCCGCUGUGUGAACAUGAUUGGGACCUACCAGUGUGCCUGUGAUUCUGGUUACCAAGCAACCAGCGACAGACUGGGCUGUGUGGAUAUUGAUGAAUGUACCAUCAUGAAUGGGGGCUGUGACACGCACUGCACAAACUCGGAAGGAAGCUACGAAUGCAGCUGUGGUGAAGGUUACGCCCUGAUGCCUGACAAGAGGACAUGUGCAGAUAUUGAUGAAUGUGAGGAGAAUCCUGAUAUUUGUGAUGGCGGACAGUGUACCAACAUCCCCGGAGAAUAUCGCUGCCUCUGCUACGAUGGCUUCAUGGCUUCCAUGGACAUGAGGACCUGUCUGGAUGUCAACGAGUGUGAUCUGAAUCCAAACAUCUGUCUCCAUGGCGAUUGUGAGAACACCAAAGGCUCUUUCAUCUGCCAUUGCCAGCUGGGAUACUUUGUGAAGAAGGGAACCACAGGAUGUACAGAUAUCGACGAGUGCGAGAUUGGAGCUCACAACUGCGACGUCCACGCCUCUUGUGUGAAUGUGCCGGGGAGCUUCAAGUGCAAGUGCCGCGACGGCUGGAUUGGAGAUGGUCUCGAGUGCAUCGAUCUGGACGAAUGCGCGACUGAGGAGCACCAGUGCAACCCCAGUGCCAACUGCAUGAACACGCCGGGCUCAUACCGCUGCGCUUGCAAGGAUGGCUUCAGCGGAGAUGGCUUCAGCUGCUCAGAUGUCGACGAGUGCGCAGAGAAUGUGAACCUGUGUGAGAACGGGCAGUGCCUGAACGCUCCUGGGGGGUACCGGUGCGAAUGUGAAAUGGGGUUCACUCCGACAGACGACAGCAAGGCGUGCCAAGAUAUUGAUGAAUGCACCUUCCAGAACAUUUGUGUUUUCGGCACUUGCCAGAACCUGCCCGGAAUGUUCCGCUGCGUCUGUGACGAUGGGUACGAGCUGGACAGGAGUGGCGGCAAUUGUACAGAUAUCAAUGAAUGCGCGGAUCCUGUGAACUGCAUCAACGGCCUCUGUGUGAACACCCCCGGCAGCUACCUGUGUAACUGCCCCACGGAUUUCGAGUUGAACCCUACCGGGGUUGGUUGUGUGGACACUCGCGUGGGUAACUGCUAUCUGGAGACGUUGCCAAGGGGCGACGGGGGCAUUUCGUGCAGUGCAGAGAUCGGCGUUGGAGUGACUCGAGCCUCAUGCUGCUGCUCGCUGGGAAGAGCGUGGGGCAACCCCUGCGAAUUCUGCCCCCCUGUCAAUUCAACCGAGUACAAGACACUUUGUCCCGGAGGAGAGGGUUUCAGACCAAACCCCAUCACCGUUAUCUUAGAGGAUAUUGAUGAGUGUCAGGAACUGCCUGGUCUGUGCCAAGGUGGAAAUUGUGUCAAUACAUUUGGAAGUUUCCAGUGCGAGUGCCCAGCUGGUUACUACCUGAACGAGGAUACGCGCAUCUGUGAAGAUAUCGAUGAGUGCACCACCCACAUUGGAAUCUGCGGGCCAGGAACAUGCUACAAUACCCUGGGCAACUACACCUGCGUCUGCCCUCCAGAGUACAUGCAGGUCAAUGGGGGAAACAACUGCAUGGAUAUGAGGAAGAGCGUCUGCUACCGUAACUUCAACGACACGUGCGAGAACGAGCUGUCGUUCAACAUGACCAAGAAGAUGUGCUGCUGCUCGUACAACGUGGGCAAAGGCUGGAACAAGCCGUGCGAACCCUGCCCAACGCCAGCCACAUCUCAAUACCAGCUCCUGUGUGGGAACCAGGCCCCAGGCUUCAUCAUUGACAUUCACACAGGCAAGCCCGUUGAUAUUGACGAGUGUCGGGAAAUCCCCGGCAUUUGUGCGAACGGCGUGUGCAUUAACCAGAUCGGGAACUUCCGCUGCGAAUGUCCGAUGGGAUUCAGCUACAAUAACGUGUUCCUGAUCUGUGAAGAUAUCGACGAGUGCACGAACGGUGAUAACCUGUGCCAGAGGAACGCAGACUGCAUCAACAUCCCCGGCAGCUACCGCUGCGAAUGCUCCCCAGGGUUUAAACUCUCACCUAGUGGAGCGUGUGUGGAUCGUAACGAAUGCCAGGAGAUCCCGAACGCCUGCAGCCAUGGAGAAUGUAUCGACACGGAGGGAAGUUACCGCUGUCUGUGCCACAAUGGAUUCAAAGCCACAGCAGACCUGACCAUGUGCAUGGAUAUCGAUGAGUGCGAUCGACAGCCCUGUGGCAACGGGACCUGCAAGAACACGGUGGGCUCCUACAACUGCCUCUGCUUCCCUGGAUUCGACCUCACUCACAACAAUGACUGCAUGGAUAUCGAUGAGUGCUCAACUCUGGUCGGCCAGGUGUGUAGAAAUGGACAAUGCAUAAACAGCAUUGGAUCCUUCCAGUGCCUGUGCCAGGACGGCUAUGACCUACCGCCCGAUGGGAAGAACUGUGUUGAUAUCAACGAAUGCAUCAGCUACCCUGGCACUUGUGCCCCUGGGACCUGCCAGAACUUAGACGGUUCUUUCCGAUGCAUCUGCCCGCCUGGCUACGAGGUCCAGAAUGACCACUGCAUUGACAUUAACGAGUGUGAGGAGGACCCCAACAUCUGCCUGUUUGGUUUCUGCACCAAUACGCCUGGAAGCUUCCAGUGCAACUGCGCCCACGGCUUUGUGCUCUCCGAGAAUGGAAGGAGAUGCUUCGAUACCAGGCAGAGCUUCUGCUUCACCAGGUUUGACAACGGCAAGUGUUCCGUACCCAAGGCCUUCAACACAACCAAAGCCCGCUGCUGCUGCAGUAAGAUGCCCGGGGAGGGCUGGGGUGACCCCUGUGAACUCUGCCCUCAGCAGGAAGAAGUUGCUUUCCAGGAGCUGUGCCCAUAUGGUCACGGUGCCAUCCCAGGCAUUGGGGACACCCGUGAAGAUGUGAAUGAGUGCGUGGAAAACCCUGGGAUCUGCAUUAACGGACAUUGCAUCAACACAAUGGAUGGUUCCUUCCGGUGCGAAUGCCCCCUGGGGUACAACUUGGAUUUCACGGGAGUCAACUGCGUUGAUAUUGUCGAGUGCAGCAUCGGUAAUCCUUGUGGCAAUGGUACCUGCAUCAAUGUUAUUGGAGCGUUUGAGUGCGAAUGUGACGAUGGAUUUGAACCAGGACCGAUGGCAACUUGUGAGGACAUUAACGAAUGUUCCCUCAACCCGCUGCUGUGUGCGUUCCGCUGCAUCAAUAACUACGGCGCCUAUGAGUGCACUUGCCCGGGAGGCUACACCCUGAGGGAGGACCGCAAGAUGUGUAGAGAUUUGGACGAGUGUUUCGAGGGAUUACACGACUGUGAGACCCAAGGAAUGUUAUGCAAGAAUCUCAUUGGAACCUUCAUGUGUAUCUGCCCGCCUGGGAUGAUGCGGAGACCAGAUGGAGAGGGCUGCAUGGAUGAAAAUGAAUGCCGGACCAAGCCGGGGAUCUGCAAGAACGGGCGGUGCAUUAACACCGUGGGCAGCUACCGGUGUGACUGUAACGAAGGGUUUUUGGAAAAUCCAUCAGUGACAGAGUGUCUCGAUAAUCGCCAGGGCUUCUGUUUCGUCGAAGUGCUGCAGACCAUGUGCCAGAUGUCGUCCACCAACCGUAACCUGGUCACCAAAUCGGAAUGUUGCUGUAACGGGGGCAGGGGGUGGGGGAACCAGUGUGAGCUGUGCCCUUUGCCGGGAACCACCCAGUACAGGAAGAUGUGCCCGCACGGACCUGGCUAUGCCACGGAUGGGAGAGAUAUCGAUGAAUGUCGAGUGAUGCCGAACUUGUGCAAGAAUGGACAGUGCAUAAACACUAUGGGCUCCUUCCGCUGUUUCUGCGAAAUUGGAUACACCACUGAUUUAACGGCUACCGCCUGCAUUGAUCUCGAUGAGUGCGUCCAAUCACCCAAACCAUGCAACUUCAUCUGCAAGAACUCGGAAGGAAGCUACCAAUGCUCGUGUCCAAGAGGCUACAUCCUGCAAGAAGAUGGCAAGACAUGUCGAGAUCUGGAUGAAUGCUCCACCAAGCAGCACAAUUGCCAGUUCCUCUGUGUAAACACCAUCGGAUCCUUUGCCUGCAAGUGCCCGCCUGGAUUCACGCAGCACCACACGUCGUGCAUCGACAACAACGAGUGCAUGAGUCAGUCUCCGAUCUGUGGAUCAAAGGGCACGUGCCAGAAUACACCGGGCAGUUUCAGCUGCGAUUGCCAGAAAGGAUUCCUAUUAGACGGCACCGGCUUCAACUGUGAAGAUGUAGAUGAAUGUGACGGCAACCACCGCUGCCAACACGGCUGCCAGAACAUGCUGGGUGGAUACAGAUGCAGCUGCCCGCAAGGCUACAUGCAGCACUACCAGUGGAACCAAUGUGUGGAUGAGAACGAGUGCAGCAAUCCCACCGCUUGUGGCGCUGCCUCGUGUUACAACACCCUGGGCAGUUACAAAUGCCUCUGCCCAUCCGGCUUCGACUUUGACCAGUACGGUGGGGGAUGUCAGGACGUGAACGAGUGCUCAGCCUCGGGAAACCCCUGCUCUUAUGGCUGCUCCAACACAGACGGUGGCUACCUCUGUGGUUGCCCAGGCGGCUACUACCGAGCGGGACAAGGACACUGUAUAACUGGAAUGGGCUUCGGGAACGGCCAGUAUCUGCCUGAGGAGGAGGAGGAGGUGGCGGAGGAGAAUGUGUUGUCGCCCGAGACCUGUUACGAGUGUAAGAUCAACGGCUAUCCCAAGCGAGGCAGGCACAGGAGGAGCGCCAACGGCACUGGAUCCCAUGAGAAUCACAAAAUUAGUCUGGCGAGCUUGGACAUCGACGCACCGAUCCCGCUGAAUGUGAAUAUCUCCAACCUGGGAAUCCAUGAUCACAUCAUGGAAUUCCUGCCUGCCAUCGAGCCCCUGGAAAACCACGUGCGCUACAUGAUCUCCGGCGGGAACAGGGCCAGCUUCUUCCGGAUACACCAGAAGAACGGACUCAGUUACCUCCAUCUGAGCCACAAAAAGCCAGCACGAGGGAAGUACACUCUGGAGAUUUCCAGCCUGCCUCUGUACAGGAAGAAAGAACUCCUGAAACUGGAAGAUGAGAAUGACGUUGACUACCUCGUGGGCGAUCUCGGUGAGGCCCUUCGAAUGAAACUCCAGAUCCAUCUUCUCUGAUGUUCCUUACUCUGUCUCUCUCGGAGGGGGUGAAAAGCCCAUUCUAAAUAGCACCUCAGCACCAAUCUGCCAAUGUGAUACUUGAUGAUGGGAUACCGGGCUGUGUCAGCCCAACAAAACCUUAUAACAAUACUCCUAUUCAUACGGCCAACAUACUGUCCCAAUCUCACACAUGCAACAGGUUUAUCAGGCACUAAUUGAGUAGGUAGAAGGGCUCGUUAAUAUUUAAGAUUAGGGAUUGGAGUAUCCCAGUUUUCCUGUGUGAAGUUUAGGCCUAAAGUUGUAGGACAAAACGCGUUCCAUUUGAUCUUAUUUGAUUGUGCACGCCGGGUUGAUUGCAUUCGUCGAAGCAGGGAAGGUUCAACCACGUGAAGGUUGCAUUCUCCCACCCCCUGAAGUCUAGUGAAACAAAUUAAGAAUAUUUCAUGAUGGAUUCGACUUUGUUGAAGUAAAAUAAACACACCUGAUUGGAAAGUUGAUGAGGUCAAAUGUCAGCAACCAAGUGCUACUGUCAGAGUUGGGAUUUUUUUUUUUUCAAAUUUAGAAGAUCAAUGGAUAAUAUUUGUUUUACAUUUACCUAUCUAAUGUCCUUAUGAUCGAUUUAAUCUUUGAAGAAUUUUCCAGAGAAGGGCCCUAUCCCAGUCACCAGCCCGUAAUGUUCACAUCAAUCUCCCACCAUUUCGAGCCCAGUUUUAGUUAAUUUGACUUUAUUUUUCCUAAAUCUUUCAAUUCUGUUUUUAGACAAUAGACAAUGGGUGCAGGAGUAGGCCAUUCGGCCUGCACCGCCAUUCAAUGUGAUCAUGGCUGAUCAUCCCCAAUCAGUAUCCCCGUUCCUCAUAUCCCCCUGACUCCACUAUCUCUAAGAGCCCCAUCCAGCUCUCUCUUGAAAGCAUCCAGAGAUCCUGCCUCCACCUGCCCUCUGAGGCAGAGAAUUCCACAGACUCACCACUCUCUGUGAGAAAAAGUGUUUCCUCAUCUCCGUUCUAAAUGGCUUACCCCUCAUUCUUAAACUGUGUGGCCCCUGGUUCUGGACUCCCCCAACAUCGGGAACAUGUUUCCUGCCUCUAGCGUGUCCAAGCCCUUAACAACCUUUUUUUUUUUUGUUGAGGAUUAUAUAUCAAACCAGAAAACUCUGACCAGACUAAAUUGUUUGCAGAAAUGAUGGUUGGUUUAUUGCGAAGAAUUUUGAUUGAACCAAAUUGCCCGCUGAUUAUUAAGCAACGCUAGGCCAGUGAAGUCAGACGAGUCUUUCCAUCAUCAUUUUGUAUCAUUUUAACUUUAUAAGAACUGGCAAUGAAAGGCAUUAUCUUCAAGAUUAUGCUGGAGAAACUCAGCGGGUGAGGCAGCAUCUAUGGAGUGAAGGAAUAGGUGACGUUUCGGGUCGAGACCCUUAAGGGUGAGGCAGCAUCUAUGGAGCGAAGGAAUAGGUGACGUUUCGGGUCGAGACCCUUAAGGGUGAGGCAGCAUCUAUGGAGCGAAGGAAUAGGUGACGUUUCGGGUCGAGACCCUUCCGGGUCUCGACCCGAACCGUCACCUAUUCCUUCGCUCCAUAGAUGCUGCCUCGCCCGCUGAAUUUCUCCAGCGUUUUCUGUCUGCCUUCGAUUUUUCCAGCAUCUGCAGUUCUUUCUUGAACAUCUUCAAGUUCACUCCUCUUUCGAUUGUAAUUGUGGGGGGGGGUUUAUUCUGCUUCACCGAGUCGGGAUUCAUUUAAAAAAAAUCACAGCGUCAUCGGUAAUUAGGAAUGACUGCAUGUGUCACCGCAGGAGUUUCCGUAACAUCCAAGCAUUGUUGAGCCAGCACAGCCAAUAUCCCACCAUCCUUUAUCCUAGCUUCCACAUUCCACAAGUGAGAGAGAUCCACUCCCGAAAAACACUUCAGUAUCAAGAGGCAAAGGAAUGUUAUAACCAGUGGAUUCAGAAUUCCCCAUGUCCCAAUGGCUUGAUCCACUGGUGAGUCUACUGAAUAUUCCAGGUAUAUGUCAAAAAAAGGUCAGGCUCCCGCUGGCAUCUUGUUCCACAGACGGUGUGAGGGUUUUGCUGGUAGGUGCCGGCUGUUCUUGCCCGCUGAAGUGUCCUCAGUCCAGCAAACUCGAGGCCUUCUAGUCUGAGGAAGGGUCUCGACCCGAAACGUCACCCAUUCCUUCUCUCUGGAGAUGCUGCCUGUCCCGCUGAGUUACUCCAGCAUUAUUGUGGCCGUCUAGUCCUUUCAUUCCAGUCUGCAAUGUUCCUAUUUUACCGUCCUUGUUCCACUCUGCAAUGAUCGUUCUUUUGCCGUCCGAGAAUCGUAGAUUUUAAUGCUCAGUCUGACAGCCCCCUAGCAGUUUUGGCAAGAGAAAGAGGUUCCUGCAUUUGGUUACAAUUAGGAAUUACUUUACAGAAGUGUAUAGUGUCAUCUGAACGUUUGACCCUCUCCUUGCCCGACCACAACCAGCCUGAAUGCUCCAUCACCCCGCACAUUCAACCCAAACACUGCCACCUAGCAGAGAUAGCAUUAGCUGGUGGGAAGGCCUACUCGUGCCUUGGUUUUGUGUAUUCACAGGUUGUAGGAGUAGAAUUUAGGCCAUUCGGCCCAUCGAGUCCACUCUGCCACUCAAUCGUGGCUGAUCUCUGCCUCCCAACCCCAUUUUCCUGCCUUCUCCCCAUAACCCUUGACACCCCGUUCUAAUCAAGAAUUUGUCUAUCUCUGUCUUAAAAAUAUCCACUGACAACAUAUCCUUAUGUUCCUAUUCUCACCGUCCCAAAGGAAGAGAUUUAGUCUCUUAAUUUAUCUGUCGACGGAGAUAGAAGGGGAUCUGGCCUAUUCCCCACAACAGCUUGUUAUCUUUGGAAUCCCAUCCUUUGCAACCAGCAGAAGAACACAAUCAGUCCCGUACUUCAGUUCAGGCUGAGGUAGUGGAGUUAUGCAUGGGAGCUAUUAAAAUGAUACAUGCCAUAGAAAAAAUACAUCUAUCAAUGCCCCAGAUAUAACAGGACACAAAGUAUUCGUGUUCUGUUGAAGGGGAAGCACGAGGAGGUUCUAUUUCACCCCCGACCCUUUUAACCACAAAAGACUGAAAACCAAGCAGGUUGAAUUCCAUCCAGCUCUCAAUUGGCAAAGCCCUGGGGUGGGUGAAUGAUGUUUCACCAAUAGCUCCCUCAUCACGGAUUCUGGGUUCCAAGACAGUCUUAUUCAUCAUUGCUUCUAAACAACAGCAGGUAAACCAAAACUGGAUAUCAACAUUUCUUUCUUAAAAGAGGCCCAUACUAGCCUGAGCAGAUCUUGUUCUUGCGGCCUUGUGCCACGCAAGUUGUUUCUGAAGGGUGCUUAACAGUGGCGGACUGGGUCUAAAUAUAUUGGUUGCCAGGAGAUAAAGGGGGCCCACUUCAUCAGGGGCCCACUUGCCAUCGGGCAAGCUGACACCCUGGCCAGUCCACCACUGGUGCUUAACAUACAGGCUCCGAUGUACUUUUAUUUUGUGAUGACCUAGACCGAGGCAGUCUGUGAGUAAACCUCUUGACAGAGUAUGUCCGACUAUUGGGGAUAUGGCACCUUGACUGAACUUUAUAACAGCACGGAGCCCUGCAAACCAUCUCAUCGUGCCGGUCGGAGCUAGCUCUGUCAACUGGAUUACAAAGGAAUAUUCCCUCUGGUCACUGCCUCGAAAAUAGCUCGUAACGUUGAACCGUGCUUCAGGUUGAAGGACAUGGUCAUGCGAGCGGCGUUUUUGCCAGGGCGUGUAGAAGGACCGUUUUGCUCGACCACUGAUUUCACCGCUCCAAUCCCCCAUCUUUUCCACGGAGAUUUAACAAGUGAGUUAAUCUUACCCGCUUCAAAUAAUCCCACUUGGACAUGGCCCAGUGCAGGCAAAUCAGUUUCAUUAAGGUGCUAAUGUUGGAGGAAUAACACGUUUAACCUCAGACUUCCUGCAUUCCUGUUGUCCAGUAGUGCAAUUGACCUUACAAUGGUGCUAGUAUCUAAAUUCAGGGUUCCUGCACUAUCCAUCCCAUUUUAUAUUUAUGUAUAACCAACAUUUUGUACUGUUCGUCAAAAUAUUUUUUGUGAGACCAUAUCUUGUAGCUUUUUUUUUUGUAAACAUCCACUUCAUGUAAAAUAGAGGACGUGUUUAUACUGUAAUCAGCUAGUGACAAACUUGAAAAACAACUUUUUUUUUUAAAUUGUAAACCUGUAAUACUGUAUACAGAUUUUUCUACUGCAAAAGAGGGUUAUGAAUAUAGUAAUUCUGCCUAAAACACUGGACCCUCAUCAUCUGUCGACCAUUCUGAAUUUUGUAUUAAUGAUGUGAAGCCAGAACUGCCAAAAAAAUGAAGUACUGUUACACCACAGGCCCAGGCCAGCCUCGUU